Aspergillus eucalypticola CBS 122712 is the source of this 1261-nucleotide messenger RNA. RefSeq lists its product as uncharacterized. Lineage: Eukaryota; Fungi; Ascomycota; Eurotiomycetes; Eurotiales; Aspergillaceae. The transcript has 5 exons. The record is from RefSeq and is a predicted model, not a curated record. The coding region runs from base 1 to 993 and encodes 330 amino acids.
AUGUCGACUAAAGCCACCUUGUCACCAGAUGCCUAUGUGGCCGCCGGCACGCCUCUGAUAGUCCUCUGUGCGGUCUUUGUGGCCCUGCGAUGCUUGAUGAAUCUCAGAGUGCAUAGAAAACUUCUCAUUGCCGACUAUCUCUCCUGGCUCGGAUUCGCCUUCGUGACAAUCGCCUUUUCUAUGAACGAUAUAAUAAUACAGCGAUUCGUGAGCCCAAUGGACUCCCUGAACUGGCUCAACCGCAUGGCGGUGGUCAUCACAGUGCUCAUUGCCUUCGAGCUCUGGACGACCAAGGUUCCGAUCCUCCUGGUCUAUGUGAGCCUCUUUGGCAUCCGGAAGUGGCUGCGCUGGACCUGCUAUGCCUGUAUAGCCGUCUCGGGCGUUGCAUACAUUUGCGUUAUGGCGCCCACUUUCAUGCGUUGCAACCCCAGCAUCACCGCGGCAACCUUGGAAGAUCUAGAAGUGUGUACAACAGGCACUACACUCACUGGAGUGCUCUCGGGAUUUAUUGCGCUCGCUGAGGACGUGUUGAUAUUCAGCUUGCCCAUGCCCCUCGUGCGAACGCUGCAUCUGCCCCGUCAGAAGAAGCUGGCGGUCAUGGCGGUGUUUUUUUCAGGGAUUCUUGGUAUUGCUGCCUCGAUUGCAUCCUUGUAUUUUAAAUGGAGCGCCUACAAGGGUACGGUGUCAGAUACUCUGGCUACUAUGCUCUGCGCGGUCAUUGAAGGAACCAUCGCCAUCAUGAUCGGUUGCGCCUCCUCAGUGAAACAAUUCUGGAGUACAAUGGUGCAUCCCCUCCUCCCCUCGUGCUCCCCGACACGGCACCAGCCGGCCGACUAUUCGUCCUCCUCGAUGCCGCAACAAUCCCGGGGUUUGCUGCGCUACAAGAAGAUGGGUGUCUCCGAGGUGGAUCUGGCGCCGUUACAACCGGAAAGGAUUUCGGGUGCUAGUCAGAAUCCUCUACCUAGUUCUGUCGUGGGGCUGAUCUCUGUUUGAUUCUGAGGCUAGCAUCCUGGGUAAAAUAGUGUGUACGGAGUACUGCAUGUCAUCUGUCAGAUGAGGGGGGCCAUAACAGAGCCUGGAAGGUGAACCUGUUCACUGAUCUAGACCCGCUUACAUGCAACAAGCCACUUUUUACAUGGUAGGCAUCCCUAAUAUGUAGUAGUUAUAGCCUGAGUACAACAGCGAAUCAUGUUCGUUCAUUAUAUGGACUACUGUUUGCCCUCCCCCCCUACAACCAACAGCCCUAUCUUGUUGGUGGGCA